This is a messenger RNA of Acipenser ruthenus (sterlet), 2611 nucleotides long. RefSeq lists its product as uncharacterized. The transcript is spliced from 12 exons. The coding region runs from base 112 to 1404 and encodes 430 amino acids. NCBI's taxonomy places the organism in Eukaryota, Metazoa, Chordata, Actinopteri, Acipenseriformes, Acipenseridae. The record is from RefSeq and is a predicted model, not a curated record.
UCCUCUUGGAUUGAAGGAUUCUCAUACAGACAGCAAAGAAGCUUUUUCAAUCGAGUGAACCAGUUAUCUGGGAGAGUCUUUUUCCAAACUUCCAAAACAAGUUGAACCACAAUGAAGGCUGUAGUUAUCCUAAUGUGCCUUUUAGGUACAACAUGCAGUGUACCACUUCAGGUAUACCACCAGUGGCAUCAACAGAUGCAGCAACAGAUACAAGCACAGGAGCAAGCACAGCAGCCACAGCCUGGCAUGCUGAGAUAUCCCAGUAUCAGCCUUGAGAUGAUGCAAGAUAUUGCUCGUUAUAAAAGGUUUAAGCAACAGCACCCUCAGAUGUUCCCCUCAUUGAACCUCCCCUCAGCACAGCCCUUACCCCCAAAGAUAACAGGGCAGCAGCCACCAUGGCAGCCCCAGGGUCAAAGCCCAUCUCUGAGGCCUCCACAGCAACCCCCACAAUUUCCUCCUCAGUUUCCCCCACAGCAGUACCCUCAACAACCCCCACAGUUCCCUCAAUCGUCCCCUCAACUACCUCCUAAUUUUCAACUAGUAGAGUACCUGCCUGGACUGCAACAGGAGAGGCUGAUAAACAGGAAUCAACAGUAUGAAUAUGAAUCACCAGUCUUGUUCCAUCAGGUUCCACCACAGCAGUCAACAGCUGUUCCUGCUAUACCUCAGGCAUCAGUGCAGCCUGCACAACAGGACCAACAGCCAGGACAACGUGGAGAUCAACCAGAGCACCAGAUCCAGAUCCCAAAUGCCCCAGGGCAGCAACCAAGACAUCAGGGCCAGCAACCCCAGAUAUUUCCUACUUUUGGAUUUUUACCAAUGAUGCACUACCAGCCUGUUCAACAGGGCCAGACACCACAGUUCCCUGGUUACAAUUUUCUAAUACCUGCUGCAUUCCCACAACAACAGGCACAGCCAGGGCAGGAACAGCAACAGCAGAUGUACCCACAACUUGUUUACAUACAGCUUCAGCCAGGAAUGGCGGGUGAUGCUUCUGGAAGUGUAAGCUCUGAAGAGUUACAGGCUGCUGGUGGCAUCUCACCUGGUUUUGCGGGAUUCAUCCCUGGCUUUGCUGGACAAGCUUUUGGAGGCGGCAUUCCAAGCUUUGGCGGAAGUGUACCAGGAGCAGAGGGCAGCGUACCAUUUGCUGGAGGUGUCCCAACAGGUCAGGGAACCAACCCAGUCGCACCUGAAGCUGGGCUGCCAACUGUUGAAAUUCGCCCAGCAGGCCAGGGAGGAGGCCCCACUAUCCCUGAAGUUAUUCCUACAGGUCAAGGAAGCCUGUCAGUCAUGUCAGAGACAGGCAACCAGCCAGCCCCUCAAUCCAAACUGCCUACUGCAGGAUUGACCACACCAGCUUGGGUUAGGAUGCUAACACCAGGCAACUCACCAGCUGCAGCAUAGGACACAGUGCAAUCCAUUGCCCCAAGAGCCAACCAUAGCAGCUGCAGAGCCAUCAGAAAACAAAAUGCCAGAUGUCAACUACUAUACUACCAACAGCAUGCACCCCUACGAAAGAAACUCUUUUAAUCUGCACACUAACACAGCUGCAGUCUUCAAAGUGUAGGGCUUUAAACAGGUCGUGUAACUCAUUGUAAGUAUUCAGAUAUUAAAUUACUAGACAUCUCAUCCCUUUGCAUUAUUUUCAUAUUUUUUGUAACAUGGUGAAGCUGAUGUUUUUAAAUGUUAACCUUUACAGCAUGUGUAAUGAAAGCUGUUUGAAUAUCAAGGUUAUUCUCUUUUUGUAUGCAUGUAACACAAUUUACCUUAUGCUAUUUAAAAUGUAUUUAAAUAGAAUUUCCUGAAAGCACAACUUGUUUUGUUUUGUUUUUCUUCAAAUUUUCUUAAUCAAAAAAAAUGACAUUUCACUUUAUAAUAAACUUUAGAAAAUGGAAGAAUGCAUGGAAGCAUAAAACAUGGUUGUGUAAUGUCUUUGAAAUUCAGAGAUUACAUCAUUUUACACUAGGCCAGAUAAUGUCAUCAAUGUAAUAGCAUCAAUUGAUAUUCAAUCAGUAAGUAUGUAAUUGAUAUUCCAUUAGUCAUGAACUGAAUCCACUUUAUGCGUUAAUAAACCACAGUAUGCACAAACCACCAUACUGGUACUGGGAUUUACAUAUUCAGUGGGUUUAAGCUAUGGUCAUUAAAAUAUUUAUUUAGUUGACCAAUAUUUUAGUAAAUGUAAUUUAAUAAUAAUUAAAAAAAAAAAAACUAGGUGAACUUUCUUUUCUACAUUUUGUACUGCAAGGAGAGGAUCAAAAUAACAUGAUCAUGUUUUCUCUGUUCUACUUUAUACUCAUGAAUACAACGCUGCUGUUAGUUACAAAUAUUGUGUUAAAAGCUGUAACAUUGUAUGUUCUAUUGCAAAAUGCAUUUUAGUCCUACUUAAAAAAAUAUGCAUACAACUUCAUAAGAAAUGGACAGGUUGUGUUCCAUACAGUAAUUUGUUCAUUGAUGUAGUGAAACCUGAAUGAAUACAAUGUAUUUGUACUAUAUUUCUAAAAACAGCUUGAAAGACCAAGUAACUGCCAUUAAAGCUGUUGUAGCUAACAAAACGAUUUCAUAAAUCAUACCAGUUGCAGUUCCAUUCACUAUAUUGGUUUCACAUGUGCAG